This is a messenger RNA of Rhizopus microsporus ATCC 52813, 1312 nucleotides long. RefSeq lists its product as uncharacterized. Bases 38 to 1234 code for a protein of 398 amino acids. Gene Ontology annotation, molecular function: phosphatidylinositol binding; ubiquitin binding. Lineage: Eukaryota; Fungi; Mucoromycota; Mucoromycetes; Mucorales; Rhizopodaceae. The transcript is spliced from 6 exons. Gene Ontology annotation, biological process: actin cortical patch localization; endocytosis; actin filament organization. The record is from RefSeq and is a predicted model, not a curated record. Gene Ontology annotation, cellular component: actin cortical patch.
UUUCUUUUUUCUUUUUUUUUUUCUCUUUAAAGCUAUUAUGGGAAUCUUUACUGAUGAGCCACAAAAGACUUCAGUGUCUCUUUAUAUAGAGAGAUUAUCCAAUCUGGAAGAGGUUGAUUGGUACCUGUUACAGCAGUUGAUAGAAUCUAUUCAAAUGCAAUCCAAUGGUGCUAGAGAAGCUAUUGAAACUAUAAGAAAGAAGCUUAAACAUGGUGGAACACAGCAAAAAUUACGUGCAUUAGAAGUUUUGAAACUUUUAAUGGAAAAUAGCAAUCAACAGUUUCAUAGACAAUUUCUUAUGAAUGACAAGAUGAAGGAACGAUUUGAGCUGAUAUUGACUUCACAGGCUGAAGAUGUCAAAGUCAAGAAUGAGCUUUUGUCCUUAUUGGGCGCAUGGAUAUCAAAAUAUAAAGACGAGCCUGGUAUGAGAACCAUGGCUGAUUUGUAUGAAUUGGGUAGAGGACGAAAGUUGCGCAUAAGAACCAAUACAGCAGAAUCAUCAAGAUCAAAUACUAGUGAUACUAUUGUUAGAUCGCCUACGACUAAUACACAAUCACCCAUGACUUCACCUAUACGAGAACAACCACAACAUCAAAGACACCAAUCUUUACCACCGCCCAUUAUGCCCAUUCGAUCACCUAUUACUGAACCAAAAGUAAAGAAUAAACCCCGCAGUCAGAGUAACGCUGGUUCAACAUCACGAAACAACACGACAUUGUUCAAUUUUGAAAAGACGAAACCUAAAAUAUUGGAAGAGAUCGCUUUGGCGAAUCAAAACUCCAACAAUUUGAUUAAUGCUCUAAGACUUAUCAAUACAGCAGAGGAUAGGUGGGAGAUUGAUUUACAGCAUGAUAAACGUUUACAAGAGUACAGAGAUAAAUGUGAAGAAUCUAAAAAGAAGAUUGUACGAUAUGCUAGAUUAGUUGAAGAUGAAGAAUGGAUAGGUACAUUAUUAGCAGCGAAUGAAGAUCUUUUGAAGGCUUUAGAUAUGUAUGAUAUCAUGUUGGUGGGUGAAAUACCUGCCUCAUGGAGUCCAAUGUCUCCCAACAAUAAUAAUAACAGAAAAGCCAUUCGUGCACCUCCUCCUCCUCCACCCAUAAAGAGACAAACAUCGCCAUUACAACUUGAAUUCUCAAAUUUAAACAUAAACCAUGAACAGAAACAUGAUGACGAGUUGGAUCCGUUUGCAGACCCAACUACGCCUAUUGAAGAAAUAGAGAAUCAUCAUUUCUAAAUAAACUAUUUAAAAAAAAGUUUUUGCUGGAUUUUAAAAAUAGAUAAAAACCAAUGUAUAUUUUUAGUGAUUUUCCCA